Messenger RNA from Acaulospora colombiana, 513 nucleotides. The record is from the annotation of a GenBank genome assembly. NCBI's taxonomy places the organism in Eukaryota, Fungi, Glomeromycota, Glomeromycetes, Diversisporales, Acaulosporaceae.
AGAUACGUGGGGUUUGGGUCGCAAAAGGUGUUCACAAGUAGUGUGGUCCGUUGGGAAUUUCGACAGGGUUCGGGGUGGAGCAAGUGGGAGCACCGAUUGCGGACGCGUGAGGCGUAUGAGGCACACGAGCCCACGAGCCCAUUUACCGGAUCGGCAACCUCCACGGGCGAGACCAAUGACGUGAUUAUGAUAAAGAGGUUCUUCUCACCUGAUACACCGUCUCCAAAAAAGAACAAGAGUCGUCAGCGCUUUGCUCUCAGUGCCAUAAUGAAGGGUGGUGGGCCUGAUCCCGAGCGACGUAGUCGUGGAUGGGCAAAGAUGGGGUCGCAUCAUGCCCUUGAGACCAGAAAGCACGGUUCAAAAGCUUUGAGAGAGGCAGCUACUGAGCGACUCCUAUCGUUUGUCGUGACGACCGUGUACUUGUGGACCUCCAAUGGGGACUUGCAUACAUUGGUCGGCAUGGUCCACAGUCAUACGAUCGAGAGAACAUUUGGAGCGCAAUCGAACAAGUAA